Messenger RNA from Schizophyllum commune H4-8, 280 nucleotides. RefSeq lists its product as uncharacterized. Bases 18 to 266 code for a protein of 82 amino acids. The transcript has a single exon. NCBI's taxonomy places the organism in Eukaryota, Fungi, Basidiomycota, Agaricomycetes, Agaricales, Schizophyllaceae. The record is from RefSeq and is a predicted model, not a curated record.
GAUCGCCCCCGCGCGUUAUGCGCAUCCCGUGCGAUCUGCGGGCUCCGCCGCCCUGCCCGCCCUUUCCGAUCCUCUUUACUCCCUUCCCAUCCCUCUCUAAGCGCUGUUGUGCGCGCGCGAGCCGUUGCACGUUCCCUACCGGCCCCGCGCCUGGUCAACCCCCCCACCCCAACCCACCGUUCGCCCCCCUCCUCGCACAAUGCGUGUCCAGUACGCGUCAACCACCUAUCUCUCGCCCCGACACGCACUGCGAACAAAACUCAUGAGAACGUGUGGGAGA